AUGCCGUCUGACUGCAGAACUGACGAAAACCAAACAAAUACUCCAAGAAAACGAUUUGUGACCAGGCGGGUUCAAACUCCAGUAACCACCAUACCACAUCCGGGACAGACAGCGGGGGCACAAGCUAGGCAACCGAAGGCUUCUGUGGCAAGAGCACGUAAUCAGUGUAUGUUGUCUACAGUCAAGAGCAAACUCUUCAAGUCUCCAGAAUCACGAGCUGUGUUGCUGCCAUGCAUACUCCACAGCUUAAGCCAGCAGCUUCAGCGUCAUGAGCAAGAAGAAGGAUGUGUUGAGGUUUUGGUCGAGGUCCUUAGUGUUCUACAGGAAAACAAUGGAAUAUCUAAUCAUGACAUUUCUAUGGUGAUUCGUAAUAUGUUUUAUCUUGUACUGACUAUCAUUCGAGCCACUGAUAAGCAGGCACCUCCAUCUCACACGGGUCAAUACAUUGUGUCACUGAUCGCCAUGUUGAAAGUGAUGAAAGAAGAACAUUACUCUGAACUGCUGAUGUCGUUUUCUGAACGUUCAAGAUUGUUGGGCUUUCUGAUAGAGUUGUUUGGAGUAUUUGAAGAUUUGAUUUGCAGCAAUGUGUAUGCAAAGAACUGGAUGAUUAUGUACAUGGUUCAGAACAACAUUCUAGUCCAAGCCACGACGUACUUUACACAAGCAUUGUGUGAUCGAUUUUUGAAAGGGCAGCAGUUUGAGCAACAGGUGUGGAUUGCAUUUUUUCAACUUGCUGUAACAUUUAUAACUCAGUGGUCACUCCAACUAGAAAACUUUUCUGAGGCCAAGCGAACAAAGAUUUUAGACAAGUAUGGUGAUAUUCGAACAGUUAUGGCUUUCCAAGUUUUGUCAAUGUGGCAAGCACUAGAUGACUUUCAAGUCAAAUUUGUACCGUUUCUGAUUGGACCAUUUGUGUCCAUGACUCUUGUUCCCCAAUCUGACUUGAGAAAGGCUACAAUGCCAAUCUUUUUUGAUAUGAUGGAAGCUGAAAUGAAAUCUUGUACAAACUUUAAACAGGUGGAGGAUGCUUUGUUUCAUCAUCUGGAUGAACAAGUGAGUGCAGGUCGUGGUGAUGAAGACUAUCGAUGGUUACUUAGCAAAGUACUUACUGAAAGAUGUCAAAGACACCCAUCUUUGGCUGACACUGGAAUAACAUUUGGUGAGUCUUUGACUGGUUUGCUGGAACGUCUGCUUGACUACAGAUCUGUAGGGCACGGUGAAGAAAACAGGUUCAAACGGACUGUUUGUACUGUAAAUCUCUUGACUUAUUAUCGUGAAAUUGGGACAACAGAACCGAGGGGCAUUUCAAGACCCAACCUCAUGCGUAUUGCUAGGCGAAUAUCGCUGGGUUUUGAUGCAAGCUUCGCAGAAGAAGGUAAUAGAUGGGAUCGUGAUACCGAGUUGAAGGCAUUUUUCAAUUCCGUUUUUAAGAUGACCCAAUCAGGAUUGGAUUCCAGAAGUAGACUAAUAUGA
This is a messenger RNA of Corticium candelabrum, 1473 nucleotides long. Its product is annotated as dedicator of cytokinesis protein 5-like. Gene Ontology annotation, molecular function: small GTPase binding; guanyl-nucleotide exchange factor activity. Bases 1 to 1473 code for a protein of 490 amino acids. The transcript is spliced from 3 exons. Gene Ontology annotation, cellular component: cytoplasm; plasma membrane. The record is from RefSeq and is a predicted model, not a curated record. NCBI's taxonomy places the organism in Eukaryota, Metazoa, Porifera, Homoscleromorpha, Homosclerophorida, Plakinidae. Gene Ontology annotation, biological process: small GTPase-mediated signal transduction.